Molecule: messenger RNA, 4175 nt
Organism: Impatiens glandulifera
Lineage: Eukaryota; Viridiplantae; Streptophyta; Magnoliopsida; Ericales; Balsaminaceae
Product: kinesin-like protein KIN-14I
Exons: 24
Coding region: 218-4006 (1262 amino acids)
Biological process (GO): microtubule-based movement
Cellular component (GO): cytoskeleton
Molecular function (GO): microtubule binding; oxidoreductase activity; ATP binding
Source: RefSeq, a predicted model, not a curated record
AAAAUGGUUUAAAUUGAAUUCUCGUGACCGUCUGCAAAAUCCUUCCCCCCCUCUCCUCCUCUUGUUUACACGACUUGCUUUCUCUCUCUUAGCUCGUGAGUUCUCCGCCGGCGACCGCCGCAGAUCUCAACUUAUUCCGGCGAGGUUUUGUUAAGGAAUCCCUCAAAAAGGGGUUUUGUGGGACAUUUUUGGACAGACUGGGGAUUCUGUUGUUCAAAUGACAUCUGAUUUGUCAGGAAUGUCCCAAAGUCGAAGAAUCAGCGCAUCUUCUUUUGGCUCUAGCAAUGGUCAUGAAACACCUUCACUCAACCCAUCGGCUUUCUCAAAUGGUGGUGAUGAUUAUGAUAGUGAUGGUUCCAAUUUUGCUCCACUCACUCCUACGACAUUGUCGAUGGCUAUUCCGACAGAGCUUGCCAGUGCUAUACCACUGAUUGAUAAGUUCCAGGUAGAGGGCUUUUUAAAGGCAAUGCAAAAACAAAUUCAUUCUUCUGGAAAACGAAUGUUUUUCUCUAAGAAAUCUGUUGGUCCUCAAAUGCGGGAAAAGUUCACAUUUGAAGACAUGUUAUGUUUCCAGAAGGAACCCAUACCAACUUCUAUUUUGAAAAUUAACAGUGAUUUAGUUAGUCGUGCAACAAAAUUGUUCCUGGUUAUUCUGAAGUAUAUGGGAAUUGACUCGUCUGAUCGAGUAGCUCCACCGAGCUUAGAGGAACGCAUUGAUCUUGUUGCAAAGCUAUAUAAGCAUGCUUUGAGGCGCUCUGAGCUUCGAGAUGAACUUUUUGCUCAAAUCUCUAAGCAAACAAGGAAUAACCCAGAGAGGCAAACUCUGGUUAGGGCAUGGGAGCUCAUGUAUUUGUGUGCAUCCUGCAUGCCACCUAGUAAGGAUAUUGGUGGAUAUUUAUCAGAAUAUAUUCAUAAUGUAGCACAUGGUGUAAACACUGAUUACGAAGUGCAAGUCCUUGCAACAAAUACUCUGAAUGCUCUGAAACAUUCUGUAAAGGCUGGACAUCGGCAGACAAUACCUGGUCGUGAAGAAAUUGAAGCUCUUUUGACUGGCAGAAAACUCACAACUAUUGUUUUUUUCUUGGAUGAAACUUUUGAAGAAAUAACAUAUGGGAUGGCAACAACUGUAGCUGAUGCUGUUGAGGAGCUUGCAGGAAUCAUUAAAAUGACAGCUUAUUCUAGCUUCAGUCUAUUUGAGUGCCGCAAAGCUGUUAGCGGUUCUAAAUCUCCUGAAUCUGGAAAUGAGGAAUACACUGGAUUGGAUGACAACAAGUACAUCAGUGAUCUGUUGGCAGAGUUCAAGGCAGCAAAGGAUCGAAACAAAGGAGAAAUUCUACAUUACAAGCUGACUUUUAAAAAGAAACUGUUUAGGGAAUCAGAUGAAGCUGUAGUUGACCCAAUGUUUGCUCAAUUGUGCUAUGUUCAACUGCAACAUGAUUAUGUAUUGGGUAACUAUCCCGUGGGUAAAGAAGAUGCCGCUCAACUGUCCGCCUUGCAGAUUUUGGUUGAAAUUGGAUAUGUUCUUAACCCUGAAUCAUGCACUGAAUGGGCAUUUCUACUGGAACGUUAUCUGCCUCGGCAAAUUGCAUUAACUAGAGCCAAACGUGAAUGGGAAUUAGAUAUUCUUUCUCGUUAUCGUUCUAUGGAAACUCUAACCAAGGAUGAAGGAAGACAACAAUUCCUGCGAAUACUUAGGAUGCUUCCUUAUGGAAAUUCUGUUUUCUUUAGUGUACGCAAAAUUGACGAUCCCAUUGGGCUUCUACCUGGGAGAAUUAUCUUGGGUAUUAACAAACGAGGGGUCCACUUUUUCCGUCCAGUACCCAAAGAAUAUCUGCAUUCUGCUGAAUUAAGAGACAUUAUGCAAUUUGGUAGCAGCAAUACUGCUGUAUUUUUUAAAAUGAGAGUUGCUGGUGUCUUGCAUAUAUUCCAGUUCGAAACUAAACAGGGCGAGGAAAUUUGUGUUGCUCUUCAAACACAUAUAAAUGAUGUCAUGUUACGGCGUUACUCUAAAACAAGGCCUGCUGCUACUGGAACGACAAAUGGAGAUCUUUCCAUUACUUAUAAAGCUUCAACUGCCAACAAUAAUGAGAAACGGGUGAACGAUUUAUCUAGAUCUCUCGAAGAGUCAGAAAAGAAGUUUGAUCAGUUAUUAGAAGAAUUAAGUGAAAGAGACAAACAAGAAGCAAAGGUACAAGAAGAACUAGAAGAGUUCAAAAAUCUUUUGAGAUCUGAGAAGCAAAACCUGGCUGAAGUCACUCAAGACCGAGAUAGACUCAGAAGUUUGUGUGAAGAAAACGAAUCUGCACUCCAUGCCUCAUUAUUGGAAAAAAGGAGCAUGCAACAGAAACUGACAAAACUUGAGGAUUCAGAAAUAAAGAGAAAUGGUAAAACAGAGUUAACAGAACCUUAUAAUCAGAAGAUUCAAGAUGAACUAAAAACACGAACUACAGCAUUGUAUGUUGCAGAAGAGACCACAAAGAGGUUGGUGAAUGAAAAACGAGCACUUGAAGAAAGAAUCCAAAAAAUUGAAAUGAAGAAUGCUGAUCAGAAAAAAAUCUUUGAGAGCAAAUUUGAUCAAGAACACAAGGCUUUGCAUCUUCGAGUGGCUGAACUUGAAAAGAAGUUGGAGCAAGUUACAAGGGAUUUAUCAAUUGCUCGGUCAAAUCUUCUUAACAAAGAUGCAGAAUUGCAAAAUAAUUCAAAGGAGCUUGAGGAACUCAGAGAACUAAAGGAGGACAUUGACAGGAAGAAUGAACAAACUGCCUCAAUAUUAAAGAUGCAAGGGGCACAGUUAGCUGAGUUAGAGUCACUCUAUAAGGAAGAACAAAUAAUAAGAAAACGAUACUAUAACACAAUUGAAGAUAUGAAAGGCAAAAUUAGGGUGUAUUGUCGAUUAAGACCUCCCAGCCAAAAAGAAAUUUCAGAGAACGGAGGAAAUGUGAUCAAAGCUCAAGAUGAGUUCACAGUUGAACAUCUAUGGAGAGACGAUAAGAUAAAGCAACACAUGUACGACCAUGUCUUUGAUGGUAAUGCUUCCCAAGAAGAUAUAUUUGAGGAUACAAAGUAUCUUGUACAGUCUGCUAUAGAUGGAUACAAUGUAUGCAUUUUUGCAUAUGGACAGACUGGUUCUGGAAAGACAUUUACCAUCUAUGGAUCUGAUGGUAAUCCGGGACUAACUCCAAGAGCCAUUUCUGAACUCUUUAAAGUAAUCAAACGUGAUAGCAAAAAAUUCUCCUACUCCUUAAAGGUGUACAUGUUGGAGUUGUACCAAGAUACGCUAGUUGAUCUUUUAUUGCAAAAAAAUGCAAAGCAAGUGAAAUUGGAAAUAAAAAAAGACUCAAAGGGCAUGGUAUCUGUUGAAAACGCUACAGUUCUACCGGUUUCAACAAUAGAAGAACUGAAAAGCAUUCUCGAGAGAGGUUCUGAACAACGUCAUACAACAGGGACAUUAAUGAAUGAUCAAAGUUCAAGAUCCCAUCUCAUCUUCUCCGUUGUCAUCGAGAGCACUAAUCUUCAAACUCAGUCGGUUUCUAGAGGAAAGUUAAGUUUUGUGGAUCUGGCUGGCUCCGAAAGAGUGAAGAAAUCCGGUUCUUCUGGAAAUCAACUUAAGGAAGCUCAAAGCAUCAACAAGUCUCUUUCAGCACUUGGUGAUGUUAUUGGAGCUUUAUCUUCUAACAGUCAACACAUACCAUAUAGGAAUCACAAAUUAACCAUGUUAAUGAGUGAUUCAUUGGGCGGAAAUGCAAAAACACUAAUGUUCGUCAAUAUUUCUCCGGCUGAAUCAAAUUUGGAAGAAUCAUACAAUUCUUUGACGUAUGCUUCGAGAGUCAGAUCUAUUACAAACGAUCCAAGCAAAAACGUCGCAUCAAAGGAAGUGAUUCGUUUGAAAAAGAUGAUUGCAUACUGGAAGGAACAAGCAGGUAAGAAAGGCUCCGAUGAAGAUUUGGAAGAGAUUCAAGAAGAACGACCAACUAAAGACAAAUCAGAUACCCGCAAUUCCAUGUAAUGUACAUAGAAAACAAACACUUCCACUCAUCCUUGUUUUUAGUUUCACCGAAUUGCUUUAUCCUUAUACACAAGUAUUUAAGGUUGACUAAUAUGGUUGUAAACAUCUAUUAUGUAUAUAUAUAUAUAUUUUUUGUUUCUUUUAAUGAAGAGAUUUGCUGUUUUGUUUC